AUGAAUAGUUCAGGAGCAGCCCUAAAGAGUUUAAGACAAACAAGCGACAAAAAAUACUCACUAUCAUCAUCAUCAUCAUCAUCAUCAUCAUCAUCAUCAUCAUCAUCAUCAUCAUCAUCAUCAUCAUCAUCAUCAUCAUCAUCAUCAUCAUCAUCAUCAUCAUCAUCAUCAUCAUCAUCAUCAUCAUCAUCAUCAUCAUCAUCAUCAUCAUCAUCAUCAUCAUCAUCAUCAUCAUCAUCAUCAUCAUCAUCAUCAUCAUCAUCAUCAUCAUCAUCAUCAUCAUCAUCAUCAUCAUCAUCAUCAUCAUCAUCAUCAUCAUCAUCAUCAUCAUCAUCAUCAUCAUCAUCAUCAUCAUCAUCAUCAUCAUCAUCAUCAUCAUCAUCAUCAUCAUCAUCAUCAUCAUCAUCAUCAUCAUCAUCAUCAUCAUCAUCAUCAUCAUCAUCAUCAUCAUCAUCAUCAUCAUCAUCAUCAUCAUCAUCAUCAUCAUCAUCAUCAUCAUCAUCAUCAUCAUCAUCAUCAUCAUCAUCAUCAUCAUCAUCAUCAUCAUCAUCAUCAUCAUCAUCAUCAUCAUCAUCAUCAUCAUCAUCAUCAUCAUCAUCAUCAUCAUCAUCAUCAUCAUCAUCAUCAUCAUCAUCAUCAUCAUCAUCAUCAUCAUCAUCAUCAUCAUCAUCAUCAUCAUCAUCAUCAUCAUCAUCAUCAUCAUCAUCAUCAUCAUCAUCAUCAUCAUCAUCAUCAUCAUCAUCAUCAUCAUCAUCAUCAUCAUCAUCAUCAUCAUCAUCAUCAUCAUCAUCAUCAUCAUCAUCAUCAUCAUCAUCAUCAUCAUCAUCAUCAUCAUCAUCAUCAUCAUCAUCAUCAUCAUCAUCAUCAUCAUCAUCAUCAUCAUCAUCAUCAUCAUCAUCAUCAUCAUCAUCAUCAUCAUCAUCAUCAUCAUCAUCAUCAUCAUCAUCAUCAUCAUCAUCAUCAUCAUCAUCAUCAUCAUCAUCAUCAUCAUCAUCAUCAUCAUCAUCAUCAUCAUCAUCAUCAUCAUCAUCAUCAUCAUCAUCAUCAUCAUCAUCAUCAUCAUCAUCAUCAUCAUCAUCAUCAUCAUCAUCAUCAUCAUCAUCAUCAUCAUCAUCAUCAUCAUCAUCAUCAUCAUCAUCAUCAUCAUCAUCAUCAUCAUCAUCAUCAUCAUCAUCAUCAUCAUCAUCAUCAUCAUCAUCAUCAUCAUCAUCAUCAUCAUCAUCAUCAUCAUCAUCAUCAUCAUCAUCAUCAUCAUCAUCAUCAUCAUCAUCAUCAUCUUCAUCAUCAAAUUGUGAUCACGCAUCCUAUUUUUAA
Molecule: messenger RNA, 1314 nt
Organism: Schistosoma turkestanicum
Lineage: Eukaryota; Metazoa; Platyhelminthes; Trematoda; Strigeidida; Schistosomatidae
Source: the annotation of a GenBank genome assembly